Messenger RNA from Ixodes scapularis (black-legged tick), 576 nucleotides. RefSeq lists its product as uncharacterized. The record is from RefSeq and is a predicted model, not a curated record. The coding region runs from base 1 to 576 and encodes 191 amino acids. The transcript has 5 exons. NCBI's taxonomy places the organism in Eukaryota, Metazoa, Arthropoda, Arachnida, Ixodida, Ixodidae.
AUGUCGCUAAUACUUCCUCGGACACUGCCCAAGAAGACAAUUUUAUGUACUUUUGGGACUUUCUUCGAGAAGUAUGCCGCGGGGCCGCCGAAAGGCCUCUGCGACAUCAUUUUCUGGGACUUCUUCUACAACUCUGAAAGGGGCACCUUUCUCAACCGCAGCUCAGCCGGGUGGCAGUGGUUUCUUGGAUUUGUCCGGAGGGACAGCGGAACCACCCAAUUCGGAAUAGGAAUUGACCACGGCAAUAUCCUUGAAGCCUACAACGACCUAAACGUUGCCGCUGGAUUGAGCACAUUUAGCUACUUAUGGAACACGAACAUCCGGCAUUACGGACUGCUCAAGUUACAAAUGCACGACGCUCUCGUAACCAACAGAAGUACCUUCCAGGACUACGAUACACUUUUCAAGAGACUGAGAGACCUCCAAGAGGUGAACAGAGCCGGGGACGUUCAUAAAUGUGGAUACAUCAUCCUCGGAGUCGGCCUUUUUGCACCCACAACAGGCAAAGCCUACGACUACCUGGAAGAACUUCUUCGCACAACCGAAAAGGCUAUGUUUUAUCUCUUCCAAAACUAA